CGUCUUUUAAAAAUUCAACUUUAUACUGUGCGAUGCUGGAUAUUUUCUUAGACCGCUGAUGAAUAAUGUUUAUUGUUAAACAGCACUGAAAAUAAAUUAAUCGGGGACUGUUGGCCAUCGUUGGCAGUUGCGGGAUCUCGUGUUACGGUGCAGUGGUCCAUUUUGGUGGAGGAAUAAUCGACGGAAUUUGAGGUGCUGCGGAGCAUACAGCCAUGGCUUCCACCUCGCUGAACGCGUCCUUAUCGGCCAGCAGCAACGCGCACAACACCUCGCUGCUGAGCAGCUCCUUCCUGGCCAACGACCGCAGCCUCCUCAACACCUCGGGCCUGCCUGCCACCACGGCCUCGGGCUCGCGGACCCCCAAGAACAAGGAGGACGGUGGGCGCCACGCGGGGGCGGGCGGCCGAUCGCGCGACAACUCCGCCGGACGCGUCACUUCCAGCUCCAAAUCCCGCACUCCCCGACUCGGGAAAUCGCCGAGCGCCGCUCCCGCUUACGACCGCUUCAUCCCCAAACGGUCGGGCUCGCUGAGCAAUCUGAGCUGCGCGGCCUUGUCGCUGAAGGGCAGCCUGGAGGAGUCGGUGUUCCAGGACGGGGAGGCCAGUCCGCGCAUGGUGGAGUCGCGGCGCAGUCUGAGCAACGCGCUGCUGGGCGACCAGAAGAAGGACCGCAUCCUGGAGUUCCGCGCCAAGCCGCCGCCCGCGCCCGAAGUGUGCCUUGCAGGCUCCACCAACCCCUUCUCCUCGCUGUACACCCACGCCAUCAGCAAGACCGGCGCCCACAACGCCAAGAAGAUCCCGCGCGCCAUCCCCGCCGUUCCCUCCCGCAUCUUGGACGCGCCCGACCUCCUCAACGAUUACUAUCUGACGCGGCUGGACUGGGGCGGGCGCAACAUGCUGGCGGUGGCGCUGGGCGCCGCGGUGUACCUGUGGAACGGGGAGACGGCGGCGAUUGACGAGCUGUUCAGCUGCGCCGUCGAGGGCGAGCAGCGCUACGUGUCCGGCGUGUCCUGGCUGCAGGCCGGCAACUUCCUCGCCGUCGGCAUCAGUAACGGAGAGGUGCAGAUCUGGGACGCCAACGAGAAGCGGCGCGUGCGCGUGCUGGGCGGGCACAGUGAGCGCGUCGGCUGUCUGGACUGGAACCAGCACGUGCUGGCCAGCGGCUGCAAGUCCGGCGCGGUGCACUACCACGAUGUGCGCGUCAAGGAGCACUACUUCUGCUCCCUCAGGGCCCACUCCCAGGAAGUGUGCGGACUGCGGUGGUCGCCGGAUGGGCGCUACCUGGCCAGCGGCGGCAACGACAACGUCCUCAACAUCUGGCCCUGCCCCGCUCCCGGGAAAGGGCCCGGACUGGUCGGCGACACUUCGCACGAGCACCCGCUCUACGCCUUCACGCUGCACCAGGCCGCCGUCAAGGCCGUGGCGUGGUGUCCGUGGCAGUCGUCGGUGUUGGCGUCGGGCGGCGGCACGGCGGACCGCUGCGUGAAGGUGUGGAACAUCAACAUGGGCAGUCUGAUCUGCAGCAAGGAGACGGGCUCGCAGGUGUCGGGGUUGGUGUGGUCGGAGGAGUACCGCGAGGUGGUCACGGGCCAUGGCUACGCCAAGAACGAGCUCAUCUUGUGGAAAUAUCCCUCCUUCGAGCGCAUCGCCGAGCUCACCGGCCACACGGACCGCAUCCUGGACGUGUGCCUGAGCAGCGACGGGUCGACGGUGGUGUCGUCGGGCGCCGACGAGACCAUCCGCCUCUGGCACAUGUUCCCCGUGGACCUGGAGAAGCGCAAGAAGGCCGAGCGCGACAAAAUCCAGCCCACGGGACUGGCGCGCCAGUGCCUCCGCUGAGACGUGCCUCUGACUCGCUUCCACGAUGGAUCUCCGCAAUCUGGCAUUUUUUAUCCUGUUUUGUUGGACCGAUUCCCGCGUUUUCCACUGUUUUACCUUCCUGUCUUGAUUUUUCCUGUCUUGGCUUUUUUAAUGGUUUAUACGCCGAUGAGCGGGCACAAUUUUGAAGUGGUUUUUUGAGAGGAUUUGCUCUGGUAAAUUGCUAACGAUGUUGACCGUGUGCCGGCGACAAUGAAAUGAAAGAGGAAUAUUGCUGAAUAAUGAUGAAUCGUUCCACAACGCGGGCGGUUGACAAUAGCGACCGGCCUCUUCAUUUGACUGACAGAGCGCAGCAGCGUGUCUGUUCUUCACGUGCUGCUCCCGCUUUGUUGAGAAAACACUGCCUCACACUUGAGUCCAUCAUUC
Paramacrobiotus metropolitanus is the source of this 2243-nucleotide messenger RNA. Its product is annotated as cell division cycle protein 20 homolog. Gene Ontology annotation, biological process: positive regulation of anaphase-promoting complex-dependent catabolic process; anaphase-promoting complex-dependent catabolic process; positive regulation of ubiquitin protein ligase activity. Gene Ontology annotation, cellular component: anaphase-promoting complex. NCBI's taxonomy places the organism in Eukaryota, Metazoa, Tardigrada, Eutardigrada, Parachela, Macrobiotidae. The transcript has 9 exons. Gene Ontology annotation, molecular function: protein binding; anaphase-promoting complex binding; ubiquitin ligase activator activity. Bases 213 to 1838 code for a protein of 541 amino acids. The record is from RefSeq and is a predicted model, not a curated record.